This is a messenger RNA of Trichomonas vaginalis G3, 504 nucleotides long. Its product is annotated as nucleoplasmin core domain domain-containing protein. Bases 1 to 504 code for a protein of 167 amino acids. Lineage: Eukaryota; Parabasalia; Trichomonadida; Trichomonadidae. The transcript has a single exon. The record is from RefSeq and is a predicted model, not a curated record.
AUGGAAUUUCCGGAUGUUUUUACUCAGUUUUGGUCUGUCGAAGUUGUUCCUGACGUCGUGUGUACCGUAACUGUACCUAAUGGAGCAACAUGCACUAUUUCAAAUGCUGCAUGUGGCAUUGAAUCAACAAAAUCUGAUUCUGGACGAGUUUAUUUAUAUAUUAAAGUUAAUGAUUUAGAAGAAACUAUGUUAGUACCAUUUAUAAUGAAUUCUUUUGAGUCAACAAUUCUCGAUUUACCUUUUGUUGGCGGUGAUUCAUUCAAACUAUACUCAAAAGGCGUUCCUUGUAAUAUAUAUGUUAGUGGCUAUAUGCCAUCUGGAACAAUGUUAGAUGUUGAUAACCCAAUUCCUAAAUCAGACCCAAUUUUAAUGAAUCAAUUUGAUAAUCGACUUCAAAUCAAUCUUUCAGUCCCUCCCAUAGAUGAGACAGCAACUGAAAACACUAAUGUUGAUGAAACUAAUCAAGAAAAUUCAAAUCCGACUCCAACUGAAAAUACAGAAUGA